CUGUACGUUUAAUUUCCCCUUCGUUUAUUUUCAGAAUGUAACCGCUUCCUAGACAGUGAACCAAGGAAGAGUUCGUCCGAUGUUAUGUUUUUAGAUCAACCAAUCUCCUCGCCAUCAUUGCCCUUAGCAUCCACGUCAUCACUACCAUCAACGAUAUCCCCAACUUUACAUUCAAAUAGCCCGUCGUCAUCAUCUCCAUCAGCGAGGACAACGACCGAAUCGCCAAUUAAAAGUGUGGAAAGAGACUCUUUACCAAUCGAUGGAAUCGGAGUUGAUCGCGAAAGAGCAGAGAGCCAUUUGUGCAAUAUUACGCAUGCGUAUCAUCCCUCAGGAAGAACGAAUCAGAAAGAUGUUAUCGAAAUGAACAUCACUGUAUUGCCAUGGCAACUCAGCAUCACAAAGGCCAACCAAUCAUUGAGUAUUAAGUGGACCGAUACAACUGGAGCCGGGAGGUUAAAAGGAUCGAUCGUCCAGAUAAAUUACAGUUGUUGCUACCAUGGUGUUCUACUGCCGCCGUGUCUUGUUUUCAAGAUCGCUGGAUCAAGAUAUUAUUCUGUAGCAACCGAUGUUCUCAGGCAAUCAAAAUCAACGCCAUCUACGGCAGGGAAUAGGUUAGGAGCGAUCAGUAGUUCUGGCGAUAGUAUGACGUCAAUUUUUAAUACCUCGGUGACGCCCGGAGGACCAGUCGAAUUUGUGACGAGUAAUAUCACCAAUUCGUCGACGACGGAUGCAAUGUCGGCAUAUGAAGAGCGUCUAGAAGUGAUCGUGACAGGGCUUUGUGUUGGUGUUGCUAUCCUACUCGCAUUCUGGUUAGCCUGCUUUCUGGUAGAGAAACGAUCUCAGUCAAAGUAUAUGAAACGAGGAUCCGAUAAACAGAAUGUAUCACAGACCAGACAGUAUCCACAUGAAGUAGCUACAGUCAGAAAAACACUCAUGGAGAUUUACGACAUGCCAAUGAUACGGGUAGCUCAGUCAGAUGAAGACGUAUCAGAAAGCGGGUCGGGACAGUCAACAGGCUCACGAGGUCGAAAUCGACUAGAAAGCGAAGGUGACGAACAGAACAGCUCCACGAAUAUAUCGUCAUCCGACCAACCGACCGGUGCCGAUUCAUCCUCGUCGGAGGACACGUUGCGUAAAAAGGAGACGAAGAAGAAAACGACGUUUGCCGAUCCAAAGGUGCAUCUGGAUGUUCCCAAGGAGGGCACCCCCGAGAAGUUUGGUCAGUGGCGGCCUGUGGCGAAGACAGGAUUGGGUUCCCCUGGUGAGGUGCGUUCUAACCGAUUUACCUCUACCUCACCACCAGCUCACCCUAAACGAACAUUAGCUGGCGGUAGGUCGCCGUCAAUACUUAAGAAACCAAGUAAUUUCAAUGCAAACAAGUCGCCACCUAGUAUACUACGGUUCUCCCGAGGUCGCAAGAUGCGCGACGAUCCCACAACGAUAGAAAUGAACUCCAUGGGCGAUCACCUAAAUCACGGUUAUUCGUCGCCAAAGAAACAGAUUAAAUUAGUCUCUGCACUCAAGACCUCAGACUCCAGAAAGCAUAAACGAACUCGGUUUAAAAUGGACGAGCCAGAAGACACCAGCAACUGCGCAGGCGCAGGAGCUGAUGCGUUGAUACCACUGGGGAAUAAUAAAACUUUGCCAAAGCAGUUGGUCACGUGUGAAGUGCAUUUUGAAACCCCUGCUGCCCCAAUACUAAACGGGGAGCUCGAAGCAGAGGAUGAACUGGACGAUGAUGAGGAUGAAGAGGUGACAGAGAGGACUCCACUCAAGAAAAAUGUGAAUUUUGUGGUUGUGGAUAAGGGUCUGGCAAGCAAAUGCAAGUUUAAUCUCAGUUGGGAGGAUACAGAUGGAUUGCCAUGUACUGAUGUAUGACAUCUCUCUGAUGCACAAUAAUGAAAAACACAGAUGAUUACUGCACAACUCAGUCUCGACGCCCAAACUUGUUUGCUACUUCAUUUCUUCUAUUUUUGCAAUCUUGCUAUCGUUCUGAUCAUUCUUUUACACUACACAUAGAAAGGCAUUAUGAUUUGUGAAUUAAUAUUAGUACUCAAAAUAGCUUGCUAGAGCAAAUAAUAACCUCAAAAUCAACUGCAUUAUGCUUUGUAAAGAAGAAAUAUACUUAUUUGAAUAUACUUGUUCCUUUAACUACUUUUCCUGUAUUUUAGCUAGAAUUAUAGGGCUUAGAAAUUAGAAUAUGCCUUUUAUAUUGCCUAGAACAAAUUUCCUCGACUAUAUCAAUGCAUUUAGAAGAUUUCCAUCUUCUAAUAAUACUAUAUAAAUGUAUGUUGCGUUGGUGAUAUGAAGGGUGCUAAAUCGCUGGUGCCUAACGUUUCUUAUCAACAUUUUUCAUACAGCAUGAACUGGAUGAUAAAGUAUAAUAAGUCGCGCUGUAUUUUCUUUUUGCUACCAUGCAAAGCAGAGGCCGAUGAGUCCUGGGUGUGCAUAUAGACCAUUCCAACUGCGUACAUUCUCAAAGCAAUAGACUUUUGAUACGCAAAAAUAACAUAAUACUGAAGGUGUUUGAGCAAGAAAGUAAGUUUGAUAGACUAUUAUCAUGUUUGUGAUAAUGAUGGAAAUUAUCAUUAUUAUGACAAAAAAUAUUGUGUAUGGAUAUAAACUUCUGUUAAGAAUACAGUUUCAUUUUUUUUACAGAAUUCAAAUUUUUAUAGAAAGAGAUUCUAUUUAGAAGCAAUCACAAAUCACGACUCAUAUUAUGUGAUCAUUAUUUGCUUCUUAAUAAAAUAUAUUAUAUUGGGUUAUGGGAAAGAAAUAAAGUGCAUUACUGGCUUUCAUGCACUUCAUAUUCACACUGCUUUGCAGAAUUAUUGGUCAUGUAAAAUGGAAGAGAAGGCUACUCCAAAAAUAUGUAUUUUUUUUAUAAAACAAAUUUAAUCUGAUAAAAAAUAAAUACAAUAUGAGUCAUAUCCUCACAUAGAAGUGAUUUAUGAGAACAUGUGCAAUUAUUAAUUACAAUGAACACAUGAAUGAUUAUAGUCAGUACUUGUAUUUUCUGGUUUGAUAAGAGUGAUUAGAAUAAUUAUGGAUGUAUGCAACAUAUUAUGUACUAUUGGAAUGUGUGUAGAUACUUUUUUGACAUAUAUACAUUAUUAUGCAGAUGAGAUGUGUGUAAUUACAGAUCAGUUAAUAAUAACAGUAAGGUUUAAAAAGAAAACUAUGAUUGAAAUAGAAUCAUGAUAGUAAUCAAGGCAAAGACAAGUUUAAAAGUAUAUAUGAAAAAUAUUGUUUAUUUAUAUCAUUUAUACUGUUUUAUACUUAGCAAGAUAGAUAAAUCAUUUGAAUGUCACCUGAUGAAACAAACAAACUAAUCUUUUUGAAAAUUCUUGAUAGAAUAUAGUUAGAAAUUAUAUAACAGGUGUGUGUUUAAUAAAGCUGUUUGUAAGCUAAGAGCAACUUAAACUUACUUUACUGGCGACCCUUUCUUACGCUCAAGACCCUCGCCAAUGAACGUUUUGGUGUAAAGGAUCACCAGUCCUUCUUCAAGCUGCUCUUAACUUCCAAACAAUUUUAUGACAUGGCCCCCAGGAGCCCAUUUCAUACAGACUUACAACUGUGGUAACUUUGCUAUUAUGGUAACUACCAUGGAAACCUUAGAUUAUGAUUGUAUGAUUGGCUGGAGAGUCCUAUUAUUAUGGCAGAUGUCAUAAUGACAAAAAUGGCUAGUUGUAACUCUUUAUGAAACGGGACUCAGGUCCUGGUUGCACAAAAUUUUCUAUUACAGUUACUUUGCCAUCCAAGGGUAAACUUCCAUGGAAUCUUGCGUUUCCAUUGGCUAAAGAGUUCUUAUAACGUGCAAGUUACCAUUGGAUAGCUAAGUUAUGAUAGAAACAUCAACAGGGCCAACAAAAAAUUUAGUGUACUAGUAAUCGCCUUUGCAUAUAUUAUGGAAUUGUUUUUUUUCUGCCAAAUUCAAUAUUCCCAUUUGCAAUCAAUUUGUGAUGUUUAUACUAUCUUUUAUUAUCAAGUGAUUAUUGUGCUUAUCAUAUUGAUAAAUAGCUAAUCAUAAACAAGUUAGGUUUGUCAACUAAUAUCAAGUAAUUGGUUUGUAAUAGACUUAAAAAAGAAUGCAUCAUGAAUCUAAUAAAUACAGUUAUCUGAAUCCCUUAUGAAUAAGAUAUGUUUCAUCAUUUUUUUGGCUUCAGCUUUUAAACAACUGAUCAAUGAUCAUUACAUCACACCACUGAUAAGGGGGGAAACAGGUUCACCUUACAAAUCUAAGUUGACUUAUUUGAAAAGUGAAGGAUCACACGCCCCAAAUAUUUUUUUUCUAAAAACAGAAAUUUUCAUAUUAUUUUGAAUAAAAGAACAAUAUUAAAAAGGUAUAAAUCAGAUGGAUAACUAAAUAUGAACAAGAAAAACAAAAAAUACAAAGUGCAAAUAAUCUCUUCAUCGUUUUUACAAAACCAAUUAUAUCCCUUGCUGUUUGCCUAUAAUGUUAAACAAACUAAUUCAUAUUAUAAAAGCUAUAUUUCUUUUCUAUCUGCUUCCACAACAAUCUAAAACAGCAUUACUUUAAUUUGUAUUUCACUGAAUCCAAUAAAACAUUUAGCAGACUUGGUCUUUAACCCAUGAGGGUAUAGAGUGUCCUUGGGAAGAAAUUGAAGCUACCCUUUAUCCCAAAUGCUAGCAAUUAUGUGUGGAAUAUGAUUACAAUUUACAAAGAUUCUUUCAAAAAAUGAUACAAUUUCUAGUACAGUAUGUUGUGCUUGCAAUAUUUUAUUUCUUUUAUUUGUACUAUAUCUAUAUGCAUAUUUAUAUUUUUUUAAUAUUUUGUAACUAGGUAACGAUAAUUGAUGAUUGGUGCCAAUUUGAAGAGUAAGCACAUAUUAAUCUUAAUGUUAAAAAAGCUGUGUACCCCAAUGGCUUUUAAGUCAGACAUGGAGGUUGGGACACCCAUCCCAAUGAAUAAGUUAACCCUGAAAGGAGCUAAGACCAUAAACUGAAUUUAAAAAAAAUCUUUGUACAUUAUUCUUGGUCAUGAAUAUUGAAUUAAACAGAGAUGAAAAAUAGCACUCUAUUAAUAAAUGACUUGAAUGAAAUCCAAAUUAUAUGAUGAUGGGGUUAUAAGAAAAAGAGCACAUGCAUACUGUCUUUAUGUAUGCAAUUCAAUUUCAUUUCAAACAAAAACAAAAAUCAAGAACUUGGACUAACCAAGCACUAUGAUAAAAUGUAUCACUGUAUCAUGCUCUUGAUCUUUCAUGAGAAAUAGAAUAAAAUUUUAUGGCAUCAGA
Lytechinus variegatus (green sea urchin) is the source of this 5255-nucleotide messenger RNA. RefSeq lists its product as uncharacterized. Lineage: Eukaryota; Metazoa; Echinodermata; Echinoidea; Temnopleuroida; Toxopneustidae. The record is from RefSeq and is a predicted model, not a curated record. The transcript is spliced from 7 exons. Bases 85 to 1878 code for a protein of 597 amino acids.